AGAGAAGAAAGUAAAUUGGAGAAGAUGCUCUAGUUCUGUCAUCGUCUGUGUUUUGGAGCAACAUUAAUCAAUGCACUUUUUCAAAAUAUCUUCUAGAUGUAUAUAUAUCAACGAAAAAAGGGUUCUGAAAACAUCGCGGUGCAAAGGAAUUAAUCAUUGAUUUAAAGGAAUUAUUCAAUUGACAACUGAUCCAAGUAAGCUGAGCAUUUAUAUCGGAAGAAAAUAUCACUCAUGGGUGACUUUGAAAGCAGCAUCGUUUGAAACGCAUCUUCCUUUUACCGUCAAGCUUGUUAUGUAGCAUCUCAAAUUCAAACGGACAACUCGCCUUAUUUACCAUGGGAGGUUGCUGCGGAGGCCACAAGAAAACUGCUGUAAACACAUUUUAUGAUGACGGCGACAACACAGAGCAAAAAUCCACUCCCAAACCCCAACGAGCCGUAUCUAGGGCCAGUGUAUUCUACAACGACGGCGAUGCUGUCGAAGAGAAGACGUCCUCGUGUUCAUGCUGGGGAACUUCAUCAAAAAGUAAAUCCAAGAAAUCUUCUAAAAGAGCCUCAAACAAGGGAGGGAAGAAGGGUAAAAGAAAGAGAAAGAAGCGGCGCCGGAAUAAAAACAGGAGACCAUCAUCGACCUUGUCAACCGCGUCAACUCUUUCAAGAGUGGGACACGUGGACACGAAUCAGAAUCAGCAUAUAAAUCAAGUUGUCCCCGAAGCCAUGUCAUUUUACCAGGGAGCAAGGCACCGAGACAACGAAAGGGUUAAGAAUGCCUUGGCUCGUAAAAAUACAAUGCAAAGAGCGAUGAAGGAGGCGUACGACACGAAAUCAGUGUCUUCAUCAGCAUCUUCGGAAGAGUCGGAAGAUGAGAGGGGAUCCACCAAAAAGAAGAGCACGUCUUGCUUCGCGGGUUUAUCAUGCAAAUCGAAUAAUACUGUUGCGAGUAACUUUCAUAAUCAGUGAUCAACGGCGGUAGGCUACCAUGUUGUGAAACUUCUAAACAGGGAAACGAUGUACCGCUCGCUGAAAGCUUCUAUUUUUGGCUUUCUAACAAAUUAAAGAUAGAAAAAACUUUCUGAUCUUCCGUUGGUAGAUUGCACAAUCACUCAAAAUCGGAACGGCGCCAGCAAAAAGCUUCGAUCAUCCCAGUAGGCCUACGCGUCCGCAGGAAGGACUCGUCUCGGAAGGCUUUUCAGUUGGCAGUUGGAGGGUCGUUUUGUCCAACACAUACUGCACUGUGCCUCGUGUUCAUCCUAGGGUGAUGACACUAUACAAAAUAUAUGGACAUGGACAUAACAUUAUUUUAUAUAAUAAGUUAUUAAUUACUUCUCGUAAAUUAUUUUCUGACUAAUUAUCAAUAAUUUCGGUGUAAGUUAUUUGUGUACUGAUCUUGUAAAAUUGAUAAUUGAGAAAUUCAAAGAUAGUGAUCACUGACUGCGAACAACUUAAUCUGAAUAUGUUCUUUUAAUUUAACUGUGCUUUAAAGGAGAAUGAAACUCUUGGAGCAAGUUAGCUUUUGUGAAAGCAGAAAAAUCAAAGAAUAAGAUCAACAAAAGUUUGAGUAAAAUAGGACUAGCAAUAGAAGAGUUAUGAGCAUUUGAAUGUCGAGAUCACUAAUGCUAUGGAGAUCUUCCUAUUGGAAAUGCGACCAAGAUCUAUGAUGUCACAGAUGAACAACUCUCCCCUUUUGGACACUGAAAAUAUACCCCAAAACAUCUCCUUUUGCUCAUUCUAAACAUAUGACAAACGAUUCAUCAAUGAUAUAAUGUUGUGAAACCUCUGUACUUGUCCUCUCAUAAAGAGAACACCUCACCUUGUGGUAGACUCUAUAAAAGUGAGAAUAUAAGUGAAAUAAGUACUAAAGUAAUGAGGGAGUUGUACGUGUGUGACAUCACAGAUCUUGGUCGCAUUGCCAAUGGGAGGAACUACAUGGCAUUAGUGAUCUCAAUAUUCAAAUGCUCAUAACUUUCUUAUUAUUCAUUCAAUCUUCCUCAAACUUUCAACAAUAUGUUUCUUUUAUUUUUCUCUUUGAUAUGGAUUCAGCUGGUUUCAAGGGUUUCAUUCUUCCUUAAUGUAUAUUUCGAAGUGCUCAUGGUGUAGGUAAGUAAUACAGGUGUACACUCGUGAGCGACAAAAGAAACACGAUAAAAAUCAUUAAGAUUGUCUUAGGCUUGUAUUCUGAGCUCUGGUUUAAUUCAGUAUUAAAUUGAUAAUGCAAUGUUAAGAACAUUUUCUGUUUAAGCAUAACGCCUUAACUUAUUCCACAAUUCUGAUGGACACUUCGUUGCUUUUGAUGCCAUGAUUGAUAGAUUAAAAUACAAUUCAUAAUAAUAAUAGUAGUAAUGUCUUAUUGAGCGCACGUACACACCGUCCAGAGACGCCCAUGGCGAAAGCGCAACAACAGCUCCUUUGGAUAUAAGUAUUUUAUACAUUUUAUACAUAUAAACAACUACAAGAAAUAGAUGUAAAUGAAGUUGACAAAGAUAUGUUAAGUCACUACAAGUACAGUCUUGCAUCACCACCCACUGGUAUUCCCAGCUACAUCCUGGUGGGGCCUGGUGCCCUCCUGCUUGCUGCUCCGUUCACCGACAAUUUAAGUGGAAAGCCCGGUCAACUCAGUACCAUAGGGUCAGAGUGUGCUUUACAUGUAUACAAAACAAAUAUCAUUUCUAAAAAAUCAUUUAUAUAUGGAUUUAGUUGUCGGAUGUAUUAAACGUUGAAAGAUGUAUUUUAAAAGUUUCAUGCAUUUUAAUGAAGCGGAGUGACUGGGGAAGUUGAUUCCACAACUUGGCCACAGCAUGUGAGAAGGACCUAUCCCCAAGAAUGUCGGGUACGAGGAAUCAGAAGCAAAUUGUCACUCACGAGUUGGAUUGUAGCUAAAAGUAGUACAUUAGGCUUCUUGAAAACGAAACAGAAAGUUAUGAAAAAGAUGAAGCGUCAGCUCAUAUUACGUGCUAAACUAAUUUUGCAUAUAUAGUUUAUGGAUUUGAGUAUCACUAUUGUUUUUACAAAGGAUGCAUUAGUCAUGUUAAUAGUUGAAAAUUCUAGAACAUGAUAAUUGUUUUAAAUCCUAUUUUGGUAAGAUAUUACUUUUUGGCGGUCCGUUGAAUUUGUGAAAAUGUGUCAAAACGAACACGAGAUACAGUACCAUGCAUUGACUUAAUCAUGUUCAAUAUGUUGAAUAAAAGCACAUAGCAACUUUGUUUUUAUAAGUGUAAUAAUAAGAACAACCAAAGACAUUUAACAACGCAAUCUUGUAAACCAUGUGAACGAUUUGAUUUUUUCCAGUUUUAAAACAAAAUUAAAGCUUAUAUACGUGAUGUGUUUCGAAUGGAUUAAUAUCAUUCACUUUGUUUGUUACUCAGAUGUCGUAUCAUAGAGUGUAAUGCCCUUUCUUUUGCCUUUCCUUGGACUGCCAAUAUUGAUUUGCCAACUGAUAUCCUAAUGUGACUUUCACGUAUUAACAAUUUUGGACUAGUAUGUGAAAGGAACAACGGAAUAUAACACAAUUCAGUAUACAGAUGCAUAUUAAUAAGUUAUUCAUCAAAUCAACUAGUAAGGAAUUUAAUAUAUAUAUUAUUUUUUCCUUUAAAAUAAGUUUUUAUCUUCCAUUCAAAAAACAUAAUCACAUAACAUAUGACAUGAUAUUUCUCAUAAUUGUAUCAUAUCUCAUUAUCUUAUUUCAAUAAUACAGAAAUUACAACGUAUACUAAAUCGGGUAAUACGAAUCAUAUUGUACAAAUUAAAUUGCAUACUAUAAAACCUGAAGAAAAGGAUAAGAAUUCAAUAAAUGGAGAAAAAGAUAUGUGUGUAUAUUUAAACAGCUAAACAUUGACAACACAAUAGAAUCACUCAUGCAAGCAAGUAUACCUAGAUUAUAGUUACAAACCCUCCAGUUAAAAGAAAAGCAUCAUAAAAGGGACUUAAUUUGACGUUUCUAAAAAUUCAGCUAUAUAUUAAGAAAAUUGAAAUAAAACAUUUUAAAGUAUACUAUAGCGACUACAUAACAUGGUAGAGAUGAUUUAUUUAAUAAUGAAUUAUUAAAACAAGAGUUUUACACAACUUGUAUAAUAUUGAAUUCUUUUUUUCUUCUGAACUUUAAUGACGACUCUUGUUUAUGCUUAGUUCCUACUAUUAAUGUAAAACUAAAUUCUGUCAAUUUCUUGAUGUUAUGCAUGGUGAAAAAUCAAACAAACAACAGAUAAACAUUUAUAGUAUACAUGUAUAUUUCUCAAAUGACAUUUAAAUUGUGUCAGCUACUAUCUAUGCAAUUCGUACUAUUUGAGGAUUUAUGUAAUUUUUCAAUAACGCCAUACCCUACUUAUUUCAUAUAUCAAACACAACAAUUGAACGUGAUUUGAAAAUAAUUCAUAAUUAAUUGUUUCAUAUUUCAUUAUCGUUGAUAAUCAUAAUUAUGAAUAUAUGAAUAUGUAUUAUGAAUACGAACUCCAGAUUAACUUCAGCCAUGGUCUAAGGUUGUGGUCUAACUAUGGGUAACAAACAAUCUCUUUAAUUUGAUGAACAAUUUCUCAUCACAUUUGGCAUUCAAGUCACUAUUUUUUAUUUGAAAUGUUAAAUAGCUUCACAAUCAAACGUGGGAAUUACAGGAUCCCAUUAACCACAAGAAGCAUUGCACUGUAAACAAAUUCUUGACAGUUUUAGCUUCCCGUCAUUUUGACCAGACUUUUACAGACCAUGGGUGGUGUUAAACCGGGAUUCAUGAUACAGGCCAUUACAUUCUAAGUUUAAUUUUUAAAUGAAAAAAGUAUAUGAUCUUAAAGUGAAUGAAAUCAACUUGUUAUUUAUAUACCCAAUUAUCACUUUGAGUUGUCAAACAGUGCAUGUAUGAGACAAUGAUAUAAUUCUGGUGCAUGCUUAUGCAGAUUAUCUGUGAAUGCUGUUAUCUAUAUGCAUAUUGUUAGUAUUGAUGUUAUCUUAGUGCAUGAUAGUCUGCGUUGCUUUGGAUAUUAACAUGAUUAAAGACAAACUAGAGUAGAAUUGCAACUCUUACAGUGAAAA
This is a messenger RNA of Lytechinus pictus (painted urchin), 5015 nucleotides long. RefSeq lists its product as uncharacterized. Bases 336 to 959 code for a protein of 207 amino acids. The transcript is spliced from 2 exons. Lineage: Eukaryota; Metazoa; Echinodermata; Echinoidea; Temnopleuroida; Toxopneustidae. The record is from RefSeq and is a predicted model, not a curated record.